Numida meleagris (helmeted guineafowl) is the source of this 252-nucleotide messenger RNA. It is a transcript of the gene EPO, whose product is annotated as erythropoietin. Gene Ontology annotation, cellular component: extracellular region. Gene Ontology annotation, molecular function: hormone activity; erythropoietin receptor binding; cytokine activity. The transcript has 2 exons. The annotation marks the transcript as partial. Lineage: Eukaryota; Metazoa; Chordata; Aves; Galliformes; Numididae. The record is from RefSeq and is a predicted model, not a curated record.
CUCGCUUGUGGCCGUCGCUGUGAGCUCCCCGAGGCCGUGGCCGUCCCGGAUCCCGGCGUCAGCUUCAGUGAAUGGCAGCGCAUGGACGUGGGGGCUCGUGCUCGGGCGGUGCUGGGGGGCCACGCGGCGCUGGUGGCCGCGGUGCUGCGGGCGCGGGAGCUGCUGAGCGACCCCCACCUGCGCCCCACACUCGAUCGAAUCUAUGGGGCGGCGCGGAGCCUGGCCAGACUGCUCAGGGGGGUGGUCAGCCCG